UGAAGGGGAGGGUAUGAGUGAGCGCCCCCCCCCCCCCCGUUCAUGGUCUGAGUGCCUGCAAAAGUGGGCAGAAGUAGGCUUUGGGGGGCCUUGGGAACAGCCCUCCAGGUCUAGGCAUGUGGAUCCUGCCUGGCAUGUGGACCCCUCCUUGCUGUGGGACCCCUGUGGUCUAUAGACCUGCCGACAGGGUGUCCUCUUAGAGGUCCUGCAGCCUUCCCUGUGGCCCUUGUCUUACGCCCACAGGGUGGCAGUUGGGGUGCUCUCUGCCUCAGCCUUAGCUGGGGUACCCACUCAGUGUAGGGGCCAGUGUGCCAUCCAGGUGUUGCCCGCGGGGCCGAGGCUGUCCCUUGAGGGGCUCCUUGGGGGCCUCUUGCACUGCGGGUCUUCUGGAUGUCACCCUCUGGCAGGGCACCACUGCUGCCCGGGGUGGGGACCCCCUGGCCUCCCCUCUCUCCUUGCUAACACCCCCUGCAUCGGAGGCCCCUUCGUGGGGUGCUGUGGGUUACAUGGAGGGGACCCUGACACCCCUCACAGCAAGGGGCAGUGAGCAUGUGGCCCAGGAGCUCAGGGUGAGUGAAUGCGUGUGCCUUCGUAUGAGCACAAGUUUAGCGCUCAAGAGUUUUUAGCUGCUUUUGAAUGCCCGGCAAAAGAACCAGGGGCUGACUUCUGUGUGGGGUCCAGUCCUGGCUCUGAUGCCCGGGGACUCAGGGUGACGUUUGCUGACACACCUGCCUGUCACGACCGCGGUUGGGGGUGUGGGCAGCUUUGGGCAGGGGCUUGUCUCCCACACCUGGACUCCGGCAGACUUUCCAUAGCGGGCCGCACAGCACCUGUUUUGGGCCUGGCUUCCGUGCAGCUCGGGAAGACCGCCAGGGCAGCCCGAGCGAGCAAGCGUGGCUCUGUGCCGGUAAAUCCUGACUUAGAAAACCGGCGCUGGCUGCUGGGGCCGUGGGGUCUGUGCACCCAGUGCCAGGUGAGGGAAUGACCCGGGGCCCCCUUUCCCACCGCUGGUCCGCAAGAGUCUGAGCCCAUCCUAGUGUGGAAAUCCACCAGUGCCGGAUUCCCACGAUGGCUGAGAUGCAGGAAGCCGUGUGCACACGCAGUCAGCACCUACGUAGGGAAAGGACUCUGCUGCCGCUUGGUCAGCCAGGACGCAGGGCCUGGGGCUGCAGGGGUCGCAGCACAAGCCGUCCCAGGCCACAGGGCAGGUGAAGAGCCACAUGCCCAGAGGAGGAUGAGGAGGGGAUGGUGGGGCUCAUCAGCCACCAGAGCACAAUCCCACCGGGGAGGGAGCUGGGUGGUCCCUCUCCCCAGCUGGCCCUACUGCUCCCCCCACCGCCUUUUCCCUUCCUCUUGGCCACAGGUUACGGGCAGGUCAGCCCUCUGGCCACACAAAGGGCAGGAGCAGGCUGCCCGGGCCAGGUGGCCAUGGACCUUUGUUUGCUGGACUCUCUGGUCAUGAAGAGAAGACGUGAGCCCCUUGCCACCACCCCCCCCGCCCCACCCACGAGGACUUUAGAUUCAGGGCAUGGCCACAGGUAGAUGAGAACCUGAUGGGAAGGAGGAAAACUACAGUUUCCAGGCUUUUCCCAUGAACUUGAAUUAAACAAAAAUGGGGCAGUGUUUGCAUGCAGACCUGCCACCAUGUUUAUUAGUUCGUCAAUCUCGUGGCCCUGAAGACCAUGGGGAGGCGAUGCCCUCCGUCCCGUCUGUGCCCGGCUCCCGGCCCUGGCGCUUGGGGGCUGUGCGGGGGGCGGUGAUGUCAUGGACGGUCGGCCCUUCUCAGCUUGCCUGGAUGCUUCUGGAGAACAGCAAAUGGGGAAACCAUUUGAAAAUUGAAACAGUGGAAGCGUCCAUCUGUCAUUUCUACUCUGGUCAGAUUCGAAGUGGGGAGUGGGGACAGAAGUGUCGUGUUCUAAGCCUUGUUUCCCGCAACUUGGUGGAAGUCUGCUUUUGUGCUUACAAAAACAACAGCUUUUAGCUGAAGCGGUCUUGCGAGAUUGCAUCACGUUUGUUGAAAAGUCAUGGUGCUCGCCACUGGAGAAAGGUCCGGCCUCUUCGGCCUGCCCCUGUCGACUCCGCUGCCCCAGCCCGAGGACCCCCCUGUCAACGGCUGCCACGGCCCGGCCCCCAAGGAGCAGGACGGAGAGGCGAUGCAGCUAGGGACGGGCCCUCCGCCGCCUCCCUGUGGGGAACAGCCCCCCGAGACCGCAGACCCCAAGCCGCCCCCACCCCUUGUGCCACCGUUCCCGCCGUAUUUCGAAGGCGCUCCCUUCCCUCCCCCGCUCUGGCUGAGAAGCACCUACCGACAGUGGGUACCGCAGCCGCCACCCCGGACCAUCAAGAGGACCCGCCGACGCCUGUCCCGUAACCGCGACCCAGGCCGGCUCGCCCUGAGCCCCAUCCGCCUGCGGCCGCGCCAAGUACUCUGUGAGAAGUGCAAGAGCACUCUGAGCCCCCCCGAGGCCAGCCCCGGCCCCCCAGCUGCCCCUCGGCCCCGCCGGAGGGUGGGCGGUGGCCCCGGCCCCAACAGGGAGCCCCGCAAGCUCGAGGACCCUGAUGGUGGAGGGGACACGACGGCCACCAGCACGAGGAGAAGCAAGAGGGAAAGGCGGGAGGAGGACAAGGCCCAGGUCCCCCGGAGCCCGGCCAUCAAGAUCUCCUACAGCACGCCGCAGGGCAAAGGCGAGGUGGUGGAGAUCCCCUCCCGCGUGCACGGGUCCCUGGAGCCCUUCUGCCCCUCCCAGGCCCUGCACGGGGGCAGCCAGGAUCCCGGUGGGCCCUCCGCCUCUAUCCCCAGGCUGAAGCUGACGCGUCCCGGGCCCCCUGGCACCGACCUGCCGCCCCCCAAGAUCCGCUUGAAGCCCGACCCCCGGGGGGCUGGGGAGCGGGAACCCGUCUACAGGGCCGAGCUGGUGGAGGCGCUCAAUGGCCACGGGCGAGGCCCCCGGGCCAGCUCACCCGCGCUCCUCGGCCACGGCUCUGCCGGCGGCGGGCUGCUGGACUCUUCUUCUGGAAGCUCUGGCGAGGAUGAGGACUUCAAGCAGUGUCCCCCAGGCCAACACGGGCAAGAGAGCCUGGCUUUCCUCGCCACCUGCCCCAGGCGGGGCACAGAGUGUGCCAGCGAGUCAGUGUGGAGCAGCGACAGCCUGGACGAGUCCAAAUCGUCCAGCUCGGAAGUCACAUCACCAGACACGUGUGACCUGUCGUCAGGUGACGGUGCGUCUGGGCUGCGGUCCUCGUCCAAGGACGUGAGGCAGACAGUCCCACCGCUCACGGUCCGGCUGCACACGCAGAGCGUCUCCAAGUGCGUUACCGAGGACGGGAGGACGGUGGCCGUAGGGGACAUUGUGUGGGGUAAGAUUCACGGUUUCCCUUGGUGGCCAGCGCGUGUGCUUGACCUCAGUCUUAGCCAGAAGGAGGACGGGGAGCCCUCUUGGCAAGAAGCGAAAGUCUCGUGGUUUGGUUCUCCAACUACGUCGUUCUUGUCUACUUCAAAACUCUCCCCUUUCUCUGAGUUUUUCAAACUGAGAUUUAACCGUAAGAAGAAGGGGAUGUACCGCAAGGCUAUCACGGAGGCUGCCAACGCCGCCGAGCACGUGGCCCCGGAAAUAAGGGAGCUCUUAACCCAGUUUGAGACCUAACUCGGGCGACCAGGUCAUCGACGAUGAGAGCACAGCUGUUCUGGAGCUUCCGACUUUGUGGGUGCCCUCUAAGUCCCCCAUUCCGUCUGAGGGACCCUGCGUGCCUUCUGGCCAGCUGUGUGCAGAACAUGCCCGGCCCGGGGAGGCUGCCUGCUCGCGGUUCCGCAGAGAGGAGUUGUGUCCAGCCCGGAGGACGGCCCCCACUAGCAGAGCGGUUCCUCUCCACUGAAUGUAUUUAUUCCCCUCACUCAGACUUCAGUUCUUCUGGUUUAUGAAAUUCCAGGAGCCCAGCCUCACGCCGCUGCUGCCGACUCGUCCGCGCCCGCGGGGGCGCCACGGAGUGGGGGCGGGGCACCCCGCGUCGGGCAUCUGGGGCCAGGCCCAGCACGGGGUCUCUGUGCACUUGAGAACCGGGGGCCCUGCCUCCCCCAUGUCCCUCCCAAAGCCAGGGUCCCGCCGGGUGCCCAGCACCUGCCCUCAGGGGCCGCCGUGCCCCCCCCACAGCUGGGCGGCUCCCCAGGCUGUGGGCCUGGGGCGGGUGCCGCUCUGGGAACGUUCAGACUUCCACAGGAAAGCAACCUGGCCCCGUGUUUGUAAGAGUGGGCUCCUCUCUCCUUUCUGUCACUUUGAAGACCAAAAAGAGAAAGAAACAGAAAAUGGGUUCUGCUCUUUCUUUGUUUAAACAUGAGCGAGAGUGAAGGGAGGUCUGUGUUGAGGCUGCGCUGGGGCGCUCUCAUUGCGUCGCGGGAGGACGGGCCUGUGGAGGGACGCGGCAGCUUUGAGAAGCAGAGGGCCCCGGGGAGGAGGAUGGGGGGCCGCAUCCCCUCCCCACCUGCUCCCUGCGGCUGCCCUGGGUGGGGCAGCAAGUCUGCAAACGGGGUGGCCUUGUUCUCCUGCCAGUGACACCUGCCGUCUCCUGGUUUCCUGGCUUGCUCACUCGAGCUGAGGGGCAUCCCAGAGAGGACGGUGGCAGCUUGGCCUGUCCCUGGUCUUACCAGAGCAUUUUAAGGGCCUCGCCGCCCCAGCUGGACUGCUCGUGGCCAGGCUGGGAGUGUGCGCGGGUGGGGGGCAUCUUCUGGUGCUCUCAGGACAGAAGAGGGCAGGACUCCCCUCCCCCGUGGUGCCCGUGGUUCUGGCCCUGACUCUUCCAAGUUGGGGGGGGGGUGUCACAGCAGAGCCAGAAUCCCACCGGAAUGAAAUCCUCGGGAGGAGCUGUUCUAGUCCGGGCCCCUCCAGCCCUCCACCCCCAGGGUCCACUGCUGGGAGGAAGACCUCACAUGAGUCCAGCAGGGCGGCGGGGCGGGGGUGUGCUUUGGAGGACGGAGAGAUGGUGCCAUCCUCCCCUUCCCUCCCCCCCCAGAAGCCCCCUCCCUGCCCUCGCUCCAUGGGUCCAGCAGAGCCCAGGCCCUCUGUGCUCACAGCUGCCCUAAGGCCCUGAGCCCAGCCCUUGGGUGCCCACUGUGAGGUAACACCUGGAUUGGGGGGCGGGGGCAGUACCAAGGCAGAGAGGGAGUGUUCUUGGGAAGCUAGGCAUGGCUCCUUGGAGAAGCACGUGUCUCAAGCGGAAUGGUGGGGACUCAGGGUCCCUGAGCUGGACGGCCACACGCAGCCCUGGACUGGGCACUUUCACCGCUAACUGCCUGGCCCAGGAUCCCAGCCCAGGGCCUGCGGGUCAGAGCGGCAAAACCAGCCCCCAUGGUCAGGUGUGGGGAUGACCGCUAAUGUGGGGGUUUGCAUCUGGGCACCCUUGCCCCAAACUCCAGAGCCCAGUGAGGGCCCCUGCAGGAGACACAGGCCGGUGCCCUCCUCCCAGCGGGAACCUUGCAGGCUGCAGCCUGGCCCCAAGACAGCCCUCAGGCUGGGGCUCCCCGGUCCCUCGUCUGCCCUGUGCCCCAUGGCCCAAUGCCACCUAGUGCUGCCUGUGGCCUGGGGUCUCCACCACGUGUCCCGCGGCCCGCUGGCUUGGGUGCCCAGGACUGUGUGGCACCCCAGGCUGCCGGCCAGAGGGCCUGGAUGAGAGCCAGCCUCACUCCCCUCCCCACCUCUACCGCAGCUGGGGUGCACUGGUCUCUGGCCAUGCAGGGGCAGCAGUUCUAACUAAAAGGAAAGACAGCUUUUUUUUUUUUUUUUUUUUUGUCUUUGUGGCUGUUUCUUUUAAGCAGAAAAUUAACCACGUUUUCUUGUCAGUUUGAUUUCACAGUAGCCACACCUCGCCUGUCUGUGCGACAGUCGUUCCUCCCAGGAACUGGGGGGCUGGUCCCUGGCGACACCUGGGUGCCCAGUAAUCUGGUACCCUGCCACCCCCUGGAUGUGAGGGAUGGGGGACAAAGGCAGCAGGCAGAGGGUGGGCUUCCCAGGGAGGAGGAGUGCUCUGGGGAGAGGUGCUGGGCGCUGGCUGGGGAAGGUUCAGCGGAGGAGGAAGGCUCCUGCCAGCUUGGGAGGGGCUGCGGGGGACGCCUUCUGCACAGAGGGACCCCACCCAGGAGCAUGGCCUGGGCGGGAGCGGCCAGCCUGCUCAGGGUGAUGAGGUCCUGGGUGUAGAUGGGGUGUGCAGCAGUGUGAGGCUGGGGGCAUCAGGGAGGCCAACGGGAGCCAUCCUGGGGCCCUGCCCGCUCUGGGUCCUGGCCUCUCUUGCAUCCCACCUGCGGGAGCUGGUCCAGCCAGGUGACCGUUUCUGCCCAUCUCCUCGCUGCCAGAGGCCUCAGUCCCCAGCUGCCACCCAUGGUCUGGACAGCGCUGCAGGAACUGCCACCAGGGCUGAGCCCACGUGGGCUCUCGGGGCCAGGGCCUGGGGUAUCCUUAGCACCGGCGUUUCUGGGCUGAACCCGUGUUGAGGAGAAGGACAGUGGAGGCCCACAGCCCACAGCUUAUAGGGGCCUGGCUCCCACCUGACACCCUGGGGUGACAGACAUUCAGUGUCUCUCCAGACCAGCCAAUCAGGGCAGAGGGACACUGCUGCUGGCUGUGGGGGGGUCUGAGGAGGGGCUGGUGGUGGGUCUAAGGACUGGAGGGGCUUCCUCUACUAUAGAAGGGGCCCUCGGAUGGAGGAGGGAGACCCAGACUUGCAGAGCAGCCCCGGAAACCAGCGUCCUAUGCUGGUCCCUGCAACAGGCAAUGUGGGGGUGCUACCCCAUUGUUUAGUUGGGGAGCCAACGCCUGGAGAGGGCAUGACUCAGGGUACUGCUGAAGGGACUUGGGACCUGAGGCUUAGGCUCAUCCUGCCCCUGCCAGGGAGACCGACCCCCUCUUCCAGCCCUCGGACCCCAUGGGCUCAUGACCUGGCCAUAUGGGGCCGUGUGAGGCUGCCUAAGGGCCUGGGCCUCGGGCAGCCUGGGCUUCACGAUGGGGGCAGGGCCUGGGCCACAGACGUGGUGGGUUGGGGGGAGCUGGGCCCUAGGACAGCUGGCUUCUGCUCCCCCGUAAAGUGCAGGAAUCCGUCACAUGUGUCCUGCUCGGCUGCUCUUGGGGGCAGUGGGGGUGGGGGAGAGGAGAUACAUAUCAAGUCCUCGCUGUGGCCGAGGGUCUUUGCCAUGCAAGGGACCUGCAAGUGACCACAAGUGCCCACAUUUUCCAGCUGGUUCCCCAUCCCCUGUCUGCCAGAUUGAAGGACCCCAAAGCCCUGGACACUCGGGAUCCUGCAGAGGUGGCCACCUCCCCCACCACCCCUCCCCCCACCAUGCCAGGGUAUGGGGGGGAGGGGUACCAGUUGGUACCCUCCCCCUUCUGCAAGGGUUCUGCUUCCCUCAUCCUAAAAUAACCACUUUGGGUGGAAGAAAAUUAGUAAAAUAAACGUAGAAAAGAAAAUAAAAAUCUCAUGCAGUUCCCCUCCCCCCUUCCUCACCUGACGGGCCUUCUGCACACUUCUCCCUGGGGGGCCUUUCUGGGCACUGGUAGGUGUCGGCCCUCGGCCUCCCGCCACCCAGGAGGUUCUGUUCACCUUCCCAGGGCACGCACAUCCUGGGGGCUCACCCCCUUUCUGCCUUCGGCCCGGGGUGUGUGCCGCGGGCAUCUCGACCCCCUUGACGCUGUGGGGCAGCUAUCAGCCGGCCUGAGGCCGGGGCCUGUGUGGCCUUUCUGGGUUCUGGGUCCUGGAGUCCUGGGUCCAGUCAGUGACUUGUCACCAGGGCCGCCUCCUUGCUGCGCCACCCGCAAGGGCACCCUUCGCAGCCCCACCUGUGGCCAGAGCAGGCCUCCUCACCCUGGAGAGCAGAGAUCAGAGUGGAAGGCCCUCAGGCCUCUGGCAGGGCGGCCAGCACCCUCGACCCUGUGCUUUCACGGACUGGACAUCCCUGACCACGUGAGGGAGGCAGGGCAGGGGGCUCCCCUCCCUCCUCGGUGGGGCUGAGGGCAGGGACCCAGGGGCCCCAAACCUGAGUGCAGCCUAAGGAGCCUGAAGGGGGGUCAGGGAUCAGGGUCCUCAUCUUGCUGACAAGGAGGCUGAGGCUAGGCUGAGGCCCGUCCUGGGGGAGGGGCCUGCCGGAUUGAAGGACCCCAAAGCCCUGGACACUGGGUGGUUGAGACAGAGAGAGAAUGAGCCUGGUACCUCGUCUUAUGCUCUUAUGCUAACCCCACCAUGGGGCCCCCACCCUCACAACCUCAUCUAAAUGGAACUGCUUCCCUGAGGCCCAUCUCCAAAAAAAAAAAAUGCCAGCCCAUCAGGGGUUACGCUUCAACCCCUGGAUUUGGAUUUUGGGGGGAAACAAACAUCCAGUCCUUAUCAGGGCAGGGGUGUCGACAGGCAGAGGGCAUCCUGACCAGCUAGGUGUGAGCUGGGCCUCAGGGAACAGCUAGGAAUGCAGACAGGAGGAGGGAGCCAGGAGGGCCAGGAGCAGACAUGCCCCCCGCCCCACGCGCAGGGCACCGGGGAGCGCUGAGGGUGGGGCCCAGGAUGGGGGCCUGCAGAAGGGGGUGAGGGGCCGUGGACGGGUGUGGGCAGCACCAGGGGUGGUGCAGGCUGGGGGCUCGGGGAGCACAGGGGAGAGCCUGAGCCCCUCACGGUGGGAGUGGCACUCCGUGGGCUGCAGACCACCAUGGGGAUGGAGGAGAGCCGUGGCUGGGCUGCUUGGUCCUGCACUGGGCCUCAGCAGGAGGGGACCGUCCCCCACGAGGAAGAAGGCUGGGGGCAGCUGGGUCCUGCUUCAGGGGGUCCCUCAGGCCCUGCCCAAACCACCAGCUCCCAUCAGCUCCCUCCCCUCUCCCUCACUCCCACCACUUGCGGUUCCGCUGGGGACCGGUGUCCAGGACCGGCACCCAUGUGGCAGCAGGAAGGGGAGAAUUUAGGGCCAACUGCUGUGAUAGGGUCCCAGACCCCAGGUCCCUAAUCUGGAUUCAGUUUCAAGCCUGAGGCUCCUAAUGGCUAUUUGUCACAGAGAGAAUGGUCGUAAUGAUUUGUUUGAGCAAUUCACUGCGUAUUUUUAGGGUAUGAUGGUUUUGCAACAGAGACACGCACGAGAGUCUGGGGAGCCCUUCAGACCACCCGCCCCGCCCCCCAGGGAGACAGGGAAGAGGUUCUCUCAAAAACACGCUUACUGAGAGGCAGCGGACAUGGCUUCAGGCCUCUUGUUCACUGUGUGCAGUGCAGUGAUUUCUAGAAUAUUCUAGAACACGCCCAUCGGCCCCCGACAGCCGUCCCCCAGCCCCUGGCAAUCUGUUUCUCGGGGGUUGUCUGUUGUGGGCUGUUCGUGCAGAUGGAGUCCUACACUUUGUGGACUGUGUCUGGCUUCCUUCACGGAGCGCAGCGUCUCCGACGACCGUGUGCCUGGUAGCACCUGUCCGCGCUUCCUUCCGUCUCCCGCGAGUCUUCGUCCAUCCGUGUGAGCGCCACGUUUUCUUCACGCAGCUUUCUCUCGGCGGGCAUCGGCUGUGUCUGUCUGGCCGCCAGGAGCAAGCAGCAACUCCGUGUGGGCCUCAGGGUCGGGAGACUGCAUCCUUCUCGUGACAGUGUCGUGACGGAUUUGCAAUCUCAGGGGAUCCGCUGUGACCUUGAAGAGCAGGCACUGAGUGAGACCCUGGCUUCUGGCCUGGGGCCCGGCUCCCCGACCCGGCAGGAUGCGGGCCUCCCCCCCACCCGCCAGAGAGCUCCUGAGAGGGUAGCCGGCGGGGCUGGGACUCCAGGCGGGGGUGGGAGUGGGGCACAGGCAGAACCCAAGCGCUCCUCGGUCACACAGUUCAAGCUGCCUUUCUGGUCACACGUCUCCCUUGGGGAUGGUCCCUAACCAGCGGUGCCCAUAGGAUGAGUUGAGGUCCGCCGGUCCAUCACGACUGUUCCGCUGAGGCUGGAGAGGAAAGUGAUGAGGCGUUCGGGCAACCACCUGUAGCCUGUCCCCAGCCCCACUGGCCUGGCCACUCAGCGUCACGCCCCAGAAGCCCCAAGCCCCCGUGGGAUGCUCCUUCAGGCAAGAGCUGGGUCCACCCCACCGGCGCCUGAUCCCUUGACCUGGCGCUCCGGUCACCAGCCUCCCUGGCUGAGCCCGCUGUGUUUCCGGGCCCACCCAUGUCCCCACCGCCAUCUCGCAGUGGGGAAUAAAACUCUCAGUGACCUAGCAUGUGGCUUUGGCAGGACGUGGAGGGCACGCCCAGGCGGACGAGUGCUCCCCGGCCUGUGGUCUUAGUAUGGGGCCUUGGUUUUUGCAUCAGGCUGUGUUCUCGGGGCAGCAAACUGGGGCCUCAGAGCUCUGUCCAGACGGGUCACACAGCGAGCAAGCGAGCCCCCGCCGGCUGACGCACUCCCCACAAACAGCCGUCACUCAGCUUAGUUCUAGAGGAAUCCUUGCUUUCUGAUUCACAUAUUGUGCCUUUUUUCCUUGAAAUAUUUGAUGUGUUCCAUUCCAACUUUAAACACAUUAGCUCUGAAGUAGACUAAUCAUUUAGCUUGUUAAACUGAAUUUGGCUCUGAGAUUUUAAAAUGGAAAAAAAAUCCUGCCAGAGCUAUACAUCUAAACAGACAGCACGGAUGGUCGUUCACAAGCAAAUGUAUCUCUUUCUCCAGGGAUCUGUGGUUGGGUUAGUAUUUACUGGGAGUGGAGAGUGUUUCACCCGCCAGGGCGAUAUCCAGCCUAUGCGACAGAUGUUAAACAUCGCUGCAGAAACGCCAAUACCUUGUUUCUUUUCAGAAAUGAGCUUUUUGAAAGCAAUGCUGAGAUUAAACCACACGUGCAUUCAGAAUGAAAAGCAUUAACGAAGAAUUUCAGAUCUGCAAAGCUGGGAAUGGAACGUUCUGGGCGUGUCCCAGAGGGGGCUGUUGGCGGUUGCCGCAUGCUUGCAUGCACGUGUCAACACGGACUGCACCUUCUUCGCCAUCCUGCUUCCGGUGUCCUCUGUCCCGUGGUUGUCACUGGCCGUGGGCAGUGGCCCUGGGACGUGUCGAGGGCUUGGCGGUCCCCAGGUCCCGCGCUGCUCCCUGGGGAGGAGGGGGCUUUGGCAGCCUGGGGACAGUUGUUUUCAUAAUUAAUAGACUUUAAAUGAACCUUAUAUUUUAGCGUAGCUUUGGGUUUACAGGAUAGUUAGGCAGAUAGUAGAGUUUCCUCCUCACAGGACUCGGCUUCCCUCCCUGUUCUUCACGCCUUGCAUGAGUGUGCUACUUUGUUGCAAUCGACGAGCCAGUACUGAGACAUUAUUCUGGAUAAUGUGCACGGUUUACACUAGGGUCACUGUGCAAAGCCAUCUGUUCUGUGGGUUUUGACAAAUGCAUGUGACAUAAUCCACCAUGAUGGUGUCCCGUGGGAUCGUUUCACUGCCCUGAAAACCCCCUUCGCUCCACCUGUUCAUUAAUGUUUUAAAGGAAUAAAGACACA
This is a messenger RNA of Mirounga angustirostris (Northern elephant seal), 11437 nucleotides long. It is a transcript of the gene PWWP2B, whose product is annotated as PWWP domain containing 2B. Gene Ontology annotation, cellular component: nucleus; nucleoplasm. Lineage: Eukaryota; Metazoa; Chordata; Mammalia; Carnivora; Phocidae. The coding region runs from base 2025 to 3644 and encodes 539 amino acids. The transcript has 3 exons. The record is from RefSeq and is a predicted model, not a curated record.